AUGCAUUCCUCUAAUCUACUGUUGCUUGCCCUAGCUGGAGCAAUUUCGGCGUAUGAUCUGCCAUCCGAGUUGGAGCAAAUCUAUGAAGCUCACAAAGCCGGCUCCUGCAACGAUAUUCUUACUGGUGGCUUCAGCGACGGAAGCUCUGGAAGGGAUGUCUCUUAUUGUGGUGACCUUGACGGCGCCAUUUUUCUCCACAGCGAAGGCAACGGCGGUGCAUAUGCUGAUAUGGACGUCGAUUGCGACGGUGCUGACAAUGGCGCGGGGGCUUGCUCAAAUGAUCCAAGUGGACAAGGCGAGACUGCAUUCAAAGACGAAGUUAGCCAGUAUGGCAUUUCAGAUUUGAAUGCGAAUAUCCACCCCUAUGUUGUUUUUGGCAACUCUGGCUCCAGCCCUUCCUUCGAUCCACAGCAGUACGGCAUGGAGCCUCUGAGUGUUAUGGCAGUUGUUUGCAAUGGCAAUCUGCAUUAUGGUGUUUGGGGAGACACCAACGGCGGUACUUCCACAGGCGAGGCGUCAAUCUCUUUGGCCCAACUAUGCUUUCCCGAUGAGAAUCUCACCGGUGACAAUGGCCAUGGAGAUAAGGACGUCCUCUAUAUUGGGUUUACAGGCCAAGAUGCUGUUCCUGGAUCGACUGCCGACUGGGAUGCGGAGAGCAGUGCGACAUUUGAGGACAGUAUUAAGACAUUGGGUGACCAACUUGUCGCUAAACUGACCUCCGCGUCAGCGUAA
Molecule: messenger RNA, 732 nt
Organism: Penicillium macrosclerotiorum
Lineage: Eukaryota; Fungi; Ascomycota; Eurotiomycetes; Eurotiales; Aspergillaceae
Product: glycoside hydrolase family 75 protein
Exons: 3
Coding region: 1-732 (243 amino acids)
Molecular function (GO): chitosanase activity
Source: RefSeq, a predicted model, not a curated record